This is a messenger RNA of Cryptomeria japonica (Japanese cedar), 2106 nucleotides long. RefSeq names its product cytochrome P450 750A1. NCBI's taxonomy places the organism in Eukaryota, Viridiplantae, Streptophyta, Pinopsida, Cupressales, Cupressaceae. The coding region runs from base 342 to 1955 and encodes 537 amino acids. Gene Ontology annotation, molecular function: monooxygenase activity; iron ion binding; oxidoreductase activity, acting on paired donors, with incorporation or reduction of molecular oxygen. The transcript has 2 exons. The record is from RefSeq and is a predicted model, not a curated record.
GCACAUGGUUGUGCGCCUCCCAAAUGGACAAACAAAGGUAAGAAAUUGAAUGCCUGCAAAUGAGCAGUACGUUAGUACGAGGCCUAGUUGAGCUCUUCAAAAGUCACUGUUUCUGAUUUUAACGUUAAUGGCUCAGAUCAUUUCAAUGGUCGUCUGUGUUGCAUUUGAAGAUGUCACAUUGUCAAAUGUACAAUGUCUGGCAUACUUAAUUUCUAAGUAAAGCCAAUCACUCUUGAUUCUGUAUUCUACCCGGAAAGAAGACAUAAAUUUGCAGUUUACUGGAAGAUUAUCGUCAAUUCAUAUGUAAUUCAAACCCUAAGACCAUCAGGCGCUGCACUUGUAUGAUUUUUUACCACAAGACAAAACGUCGUCUCCAAUACCUACUCAACAGCAACUCUAGUGUGCCGAGUUCAGGAGGAACAGGUGAAGGUGAAGACAUAAUGGGAGCCAUAACACCAUUCGCCAUUCUGCUCUUCUUCUUGUGUCUUUUCUACAUAUAUAGAAGACGGAAUUGUUCAUCAAGGUUGCCCACAGGGCCAUUUGCAUGGCCCCUCAUAGGAAAUCUCCACCAGCUGGGAAAGCUUCCCCAUCGUUCCCUUGAAGAGCUUGCCAAAAAAUAUGGCCCCAUCAUGUCUUUACAGCUCGGCUAUUUUCCUGCAAUUGUUGUUUCUUCCCCUGAAAUGGCCAAAGAGUUCCUCAAAAAUCACGAUUUGGCUUUUGCUAGCAGAUCUCCAUCCGCAGCGGGAAAGUACUUGGCUUAUAAUUACAAGGGCCUGGCUCUGGCUCCUUAUGGCGCAUACUGGAGGUUGGUUAGAAGGAUAUGUGUCACAGAACUGCUCAGUGCGAAAAGAUUGGAAUCCUUUAGAUUUGUUAGAGAGGAAGAGGUUUCUGCAGCGAUAAGUUCUAUUUGGGAAAACAGUAGGCACGGGGCCGUUGCUGUAAAUGUUAGCAAGGCUUUAACAUCGCUUACUUCUGCUAUUAUUUGGCGAAUUUUGGCUGGUACUAAAUUUUCUGAUGAAGAUUUGGUCGGCAGAGAGAAAGAAUUCAGAGCUAUGGUACAUGAGGUUACUGGUACAAUUGCGGCAAUUAAUAUUGGAGACUUUAUUCCUUACAUAGACUGGAUGGACUUGCAGGGUAUCAAGAAAAGGAUGAAAAAUGCUCACGCAUUUUUUGACGCAGUUAUGCAAAAAAUAAUAGAUGAACAUGUCAAUUUGAGGCAAUCGCAGACUGCAGCUGUGAAAGACAUUCUUGAUGUGCUUCUAGAAAUGGCUGAGAGCGGUGAUAUGACUAUCACUGAUAUUAAAUCCAUUAUUUUUGUUCUGUUCAUCGCAGGACUAGAGACAACAGCUACUUCUUUAGAAUGGAGUAUGAGUGAGAUGGUGAGAAACCCUCACAUUGCGAAGAAGCUGCAGCAAGAAAUUGAGUCUGUGGUAGGGAAGGACCGCCCUGUAAGAGAAUCUGAUCUUGGUGGCAUGGAAUACCUGCAGUGUGUGAUUAAAGAGUCCUUGAGAUUAUAUCCUCCAGGGCCAUUGUUGCUGCCUCAUGAAUCUACAGAAACUUGCAUUGUGGGGGCUCAGAGGUUUGUCAUACCCAAGAAAACAAGGCUUGUGGUUAAUGUCUGGGCAAUUGGAAGAGACCCAGCUAUAUGGAAAGAUCCUUUAACAUUCAAACCUGAGAGAUUUAUGGGUAAAGAUAUUGAUAUAAAAGGGCGCGAUUUUGAGAUGCUUCCAUUUGGAUCUGGAAGAAGGGGAUGCCCAGGGGCUGCAAUGGCUUUAGGUACUAUGGAGCUUGCAUUGGCUCAACUCAUGCAUUGCUUUGACUGGAGAAGUGAAGGAGAUCCUGCUAAAUUGAACAUGACUGAAGCCUUUGGAACUUCCCUUAAUAGGAAAGAGAGCCUUUUUGCCAUUCCUUCUCUGAGAAUGCAAGCCGGCACUCAGAUGUUUCCAACUGGUUAAAAACUAUUGGGGUAAUAGCAAUCAUGUCUAUUUGGGUUUAUCUUAGGUUUAGCAUAUGUAAUAAGUGACCUAAUUGGGAUAUUGAAUAUAAUUGUAUUCUGUUAAUGUUAAUUUACAUUUUGAAUCUUUAUUUAAUGAAUGUUUCGUCUUA